Molecule: messenger RNA, 681 nt
Organism: Closterium sp. Yama58-4
Lineage: Eukaryota; Viridiplantae; Streptophyta; Zygnematophyceae; Desmidiales; Closteriaceae
Source: the annotation of a GenBank genome assembly
AUGGCGCCGUGGGUUGCGCUCGCGCUCGUGGGGCUCCUGCUGGGAGCCACUGAUAUCCGCGCGGCUCGCGGAGAGUCGUUUAACUACGACCUUUCGGGCACGGACUGGCCGGGUCUGUGCCAGACGGGCAAGAAGCAGAGCCCCAUCAAUAUAGUCACAUCCGCAGUGAAGCGCCCUGAUGGGCCGUCGCUGCUUAAAGUGAAGCACCCUCUGAGCCGCGAGAUCACCGUCACCAACGAGGAGCACGCUGCUGCUGUGUCGCCACAGGCAGGCAAGCGCUACUAUUUGACUCUCCCCUCGGGACUGCACAAGCUUGACCACUCCGACCUGCAGGUGCCCAGCAUCCACCUGGUGGACGGCGUGCAGGCGCCCAUGGAGGCCAAGUUCGCGUAUGUGAAUGUGGGCAACACCACUCGCAAGUCCGUCUUCACUGUCUUCCUCAAGCUGCACCCCAAAAACAAGGACAACGCCUGGCUCAACCUCUGGUUGAACGAUAUUCCAGCAGCAGUGAACGGUACGACCAAGAUAGCAGCAAAGACCAACUUCCUGGAGCUGCUGUCGUUCAAUGCGCCCUUCUGGUACUACGAGGGCUCACAGGUGCACCCGCCCUGCACUGAGACAGUCGACUGGUUCAUCUCCAUGCGCCCCAAGUUUAUCUCCACUCGCCAGGCGCCGCCUUAA